AUGUCGACCAACUCUGACUCGUUUGACGAGAACGCCAUUGACGAAGAGGAGGUUGUACGCGCUCCGCCCACCACCCCUUUCGCCCGCCGUAUGAGCUUUGGGGCCCCCGCCAUGCGCAAUGUUCGUCCAGGUGGCGGAAGCCCCUCAGCGCCAAAUGGUAAUCACCCAUCUGCAUCAACAUCUGUCCCCUCCAAUGCUCCCCUUCAUCAAAUGUCUACCAUGAGCGGCAGACGAAGCAGUGUGAACCCCCGAGUUCCCUCGACGAGAACAGAUCAAGGAUUUAACUGGUCCGAGCAACUCAAGUCCCGAGCUGAGAGCUCUGUCCAGGGCCCCCGACCGUCAUUCUCCUUUGGCUCGACUGCGUCCACCUCGCCACCCCGUGGCAACGGCAGCGCCAUGCACGACCGCGCCAAAUCUGUGUCUGACAUGCCCGCCCCGCCCGCGCAGGCCGCCGCCAUGAAGCCUAAGGCUCCUGAGCCCCAGCGAAAGAAACCCGACGCUUUCCAGGAGCGUAUUCUCAAGGGAGACUUCUACAUGGACUGA
This is a messenger RNA of Verticillium alfalfae VaMs.102, 543 nucleotides long. RefSeq lists its product as hypothetical. The coding region runs from base 1 to 543 and encodes 180 amino acids. NCBI's taxonomy places the organism in Eukaryota, Fungi, Ascomycota, Sordariomycetes, Glomerellales, Plectosphaerellaceae. The transcript has 2 exons. The record is from RefSeq and is a predicted model, not a curated record.